This is a messenger RNA of Nymphaea colorata (pocket water lily), 2218 nucleotides long. Its product is annotated as glucan endo-1,3-beta-glucosidase 3-like. Gene Ontology annotation, molecular function: hydrolase activity, hydrolyzing O-glycosyl compounds. The transcript has 4 exons. NCBI's taxonomy places the organism in Eukaryota, Viridiplantae, Streptophyta, Magnoliopsida, Nymphaeales, Nymphaeaceae. Gene Ontology annotation, biological process: carbohydrate metabolic process. The record is from RefSeq and is a predicted model, not a curated record. Gene Ontology annotation, cellular component: plasma membrane. Bases 311 to 1807 code for a protein of 498 amino acids.
AGCGUCAGAAGAAGACGGGAUAUAAGACCGAGGAGCUCAAGCUCUCUGGAGUUUGCUCUCUCUCUCUCUUUCUCUCUCUCUUACUGGGGAAGCAAAGCCCUUUCUUUGCCUCCUCUUCUGGUCCGUCCUUCUUCCUUAGAUCCAUCAUUUCUCCCCGCCAUUCCUGUUCCCUUCCUUCUUUUUUUUUUUUCUGCAGCUCUCUUCUUUCUUCUUUCUUGGUCCAGCUCUUUUGGUGGGUGAAGGUAAGUCGAAGGACGGACACUCACAUCCACAGUCUCUCUCUCUCUCUGGUGACGAAGGACGGUAAGAGAUGCCAAUGUUUAUUGUCCUUCUCCUUCUCUUGGCAUUGUCCGCGGCCGGAGAUGAAGGGGCAUUCGUGGGAGUAAAUAUAGGAACUUCUGUGAGCGACAUGCCAUCACCCACGCAGGUGGUGGCCCUUCUCAAGACUCAGCAGGUCACCGAUGUCCGUCUUUUUGAUGCUGAUCGCGCAAUGCUGUUAGCCCUUGCCAAUACAGGGAUCAAGGUGACUGUUACUGUGCCUAACAAUCAGCUGCUGGCAAUCGGUCAGUCCAAUUCUACUGCUGCUAAUUGGGUGGCAAAGAACGUUGCAGCGUUCCUUCCUGCAACAAACAUCACAGCAAUAGCUGUGGGCAAUGAGGUGCUGACCACCAUCCCCAAUGCAGCUCCUGUACUGGUUUCUGCCAUGAAAUUCAUCCACUCAGCUCUUGUAGCAUCAAACCUUGAUUCGACUGUUAAAGUCAGCACCCCACAUUCUUCAGACAUCAUUCUGGAUUCCUUCCCGCCAUCCCAGGCAUUUUUCAACCGCACCUGGAAUCCAAUACUGUUGCCAAUGCUUCAGUUCUUACAGCAGACUAACUCAUACUUCAUGCUUAAUGUCUACCCAUAUUAUGUCUAUAUGCAAAGCAAUGGAGUUAUUGCACUUGAUUAUGCCCUUUUCCGACCUCUCCCGCCUAACAAAGAGGCUGUCGACUCCAACACUCUGCUACACUACACUAAUGUGUUUGAUGCUGUUGUUGAUGCAUGCUACUUUGCAAUGUCAUUUUUGAACUUCACUAAUGUUCGAGUUGUUGUCACUGAAUCUGGAUGGCCAUCUCAUGGUGAUCCAUCGGCUGAACCUGCGGCUACAAUUGAUAAUGCUGAUACAUAUAAUAGCAAUUUGAUAAGGCAUGUGCUGAAUAAUACUGGAACUCCAAAACAUCCUGGUAUUCCAGUGAGCACAUACAUUUAUGAGCUAUAUAAUGAGGAUUUGAAGCCUGGACCUACUUCUGAAAAGAACUGGGGCUUGUUCGAGGCAGAUGGAACACCGGUUUAUACUCUGCAUUUGACUGGAUCAGGGGUGGUUUUGGCGAAUGACACAACAAAUCAAACAUAUUGCAUUGCUGCAAGUGGAGUUGAUGAGAAGCUCUUGCAGGCAGCCUUGGACUGGGCUUGUGGACCUGGGAAAGUGGAUUGCAAGCCAAUUUUGCAGGGCCAAUCAUGCUAUGAUCCAGAUACGGUUCAGGCCCAUGCUUCGUAUGCUUUUAAUGCUUAUUACCAUCAGACAGGAAUGAGUCCUGGUAGCUGUGAUUUCAAGGGAGUCGCUUCCAUCACCACUACAGAUCCAAGUCAUGAUUCUUGUAUUUUUACUGGAAGUGGUGGUAAGAAUGGCAGCUUUAUCGGCAGCGCCAUUGCUCCUUCAUCCAAUUCCACUGCAGCUUCGGGUGGUUCUUCUAGCCUUUUUGGCUCAUCUUUUUCUACGUUCCUUAUGAUCGUCGAAGGAUUGCUCGUAGUUGGCAGUCUCUUGUGAUCCACUUUUUUGAAGAUGCUCGAACUCUGAGUUGCUGGGUGGGUAAUUUUCUUCUGGGGGCAAACCAGCGAAUAUUUUGUGGGGCAAGAGCGUUGUGUUUUUGUCCUCUCAUAAGCGGGGUGGAGGGGAGAGAAAGACGAUUUGUAUGGCAAGGAUUGAAUUUGAUCUGUAAAAAUAGGAGACAGAGAAGCAAAAAGGGGAAAGGACAGGCCAGGUUGUUUGCCACUGUUUUUCUUUAAUUCUUUGAAUCAGAUUCCCCUUGUUCUUUUCCUCUAUAUACCUGCUCUCGAUUCAUUUAUUGCUUUGUCGCUUUUGUUUGGACUGCUGCGGGAGCUCAGCUUCCAAAGCGAGUGUGUGGACAUUGAUUGGAUGCUUUCAUCAUCAUCUCAUCUACAGUUCUUCAUUCUAUCA